UCCAGGGUGCCUCCUCCCCCAAGGACAUGGUCAUUAUAGUGGAUGUUAGCGGCAGCGUGAGCGGCCUGACUCUGAAACUCAUGAAGACGUCGGUUGUGGAGAUGCUGGACACGCUGUCCGAUGACGACUAUGUGACCGUUGCGUCUUUUCACGAGAAGGCCGAGCCCGUGUCCUGCUUCAGGCAGCUGGUCCAGGCAAACGUCAGGAAUAAGAAGGUCAUCAAAGAUGCCGUCCAAGAUAUGGUGGCCCGAGGAACGACCGACUACAAGGCCGGCUUCGAGUACGCCUUCAGCCAGCUGCAGAAUAAUAACGUCACCCGAGCCAACUGCAACAAGAUGAUCAUGAUGUUCACGGACGGCGGGGAAGACCGCGUACAGGAUGUGUUCGAGAAAUACAACUGGCCCAACAAAACGGUAAGAUGAUCUGGGA
Molecule: messenger RNA, 429 nt
Organism: Nanorana parkeri
Lineage: Eukaryota; Metazoa; Chordata; Amphibia; Anura; Dicroglossidae
Product: voltage-dependent calcium channel subunit alpha-2/delta-2-like
Exons: 4
Coding region: 27-422 (131 amino acids)
Cellular component (GO): voltage-gated calcium channel complex
Molecular function (GO): voltage-gated calcium channel activity
Source: RefSeq, a predicted model, not a curated record